Molecule: messenger RNA, 5025 nt
Organism: Indicator indicator
Lineage: Eukaryota; Metazoa; Chordata; Aves; Piciformes; Indicatoridae
Gene: FMN2
Product: formin 2
Exons: 18
Coding region: 1-5025 (1674 amino acids)
Biological process (GO): intracellular signal transduction; intracellular transport
Cellular component (GO): endoplasmic reticulum membrane; cytoplasm; nucleus
Source: RefSeq, a predicted model, not a curated record
AUGGGGAAUCAAGAUGGGAAGCUAAAGAAAAAUACAGGUGAUGUGCAUGAAGGAGGAGAGGAUGUCUCUGGGCCCAAGGAUACAGAUGGCACAAAGAAGGUAUCGGGAAGCAGAAGGGGACUGGGGAAACAUGCAAAAGGAAGUGAAUCCGGGAAGAAGAAGGGUAAGUCGGACUCUAAGGCCUCAGUGUUUUCAAAUCUGAGGAUCAGAAAAAAUCUGUCCAAGGCUAAGGAUGGGAACAGUAGUUCACGGGAGGAUGUUUUGGAAAGCCAGGCCUUGCGGGGUGGAGAGCUGGACCAUUCAAUUGUUACCAAAACUCCAGAUAUAAGCAUCUCUGCGGAUGAAGGAGGUCUCUCUGACACAGAUGUUGAGCAUUUUGAAAUCAGAAAUGAAACUGUCCCAGCUGCUGCAGAGACACAGGAUGGACAAAGAACCAGCUCUGGCUCUGAUACAGAUAUAUACAGUUUCCAUUCAGCCACAGAGCAAGAGGAUUUGCUUUCUGAUAUCCAGCAAGCUAUUAGACUGCAGCAGCAGCAGCAGGGGGCAAUUAACAUUGGAACUGAGGACCUUGUCACCAAAACAAUGGGCCGACACAUGGCUAAUUCACAGGCAGCCCCCUUAGAUUUUGAACGGUUUCUUUCAGUAACUACCACUGACAAAGAAAGGAGCCCAGACACUGAGGGGACUUUUCCAGAGGUAUCUGAAAUUGCAGAAAGCGUUCCCAUCUCCUGUGCAACUGAACGUGAACUGAAAGAAGUGGAAAAUGGCACAGGCUCUCCUGGUAACAGUUUAUUUGAAGCACAAGAACGUAAGCUAUUUAUUGAGGAACAGGAACAGCUCUUUGCUGGCGUGGAUGCUGUAACUAGUGAACUAAAAGAUGAUUUAAAUAGAACUGUGGUAGAAAAUGGGUCUCAGACAUACAGUUCUGAACAACCUUUUUCAACCUCAGUAGCAGAUGCUGAGACUAAAAUUGCUGAAGUGCAGGCUGUUGAUUUGCAGGGAUCAGUAACAGAGGAUGCUAUUUCAGAUGCAGGCUGUGAUCAUGCUGCUGAUACUCAGGAAGGGAAGCACACUGUGUCGGUCAGUCAAGAGGACCUGCGUAAUGGUUUAUCCAUGGAAAUGAAAAAUGGCAUUUUGUCCUCUGAGGGGACAGCAGGCAGUCCAAUGCUUGGUUCCCGAUGCUUUAAGCCCUAUCUAAUUAAUCCUUGUUACAUCAAAACCACAACAAGGCAGCUGAGUUCUCCCAACCAUUCACCCUCUCCCUCUCCAUCUCAGAGCCCACUUUUUACAAGAAGGCAAGAAUCCUUCCACAAAAAAGAAAAAGUCUCAACCAAGAAGCAGCGGUCUGUUAGUUUGACAGGUUUAUUCAGUCGUUCUGCAGACUGGACAGAUGAGAUAGCUAAUCAGAAUUGUGAUAUAACGCAGAAGGUGGGCUCUGCAGGCUACUUAGAGCACAAGGGGUCGAGAGAGAAAGCUCAAACGGAAAGAGUGCCUUUGACUCAUUCAAGAAAGUCCUCAGGGGUGCAAGCUUCUACAGAGACAUUUCCCAAUGUAUUUUCAGGACGAACUCUUCUGGAAAAGCUUUUCAGCCAGCAGGAAAAUGCACCACAAGAGGAAGCAGAAAAGCUGUGUUCUCGCAUUAUUGCAAUGGGUCUUUUGCUUCCAUUCACCGACUGCUUCAGAGAACCGUGUAAUCAGAGUGCUCAGCAAAGCACGCCCACAUUUGAUCAAGACCAGCUUUAUACUUGGGCUGCAGUUAGCCAACCCACACAUUCAUCAGAUUACAUUGAAGGAAGCUUUCCCAGGAGAAUUCCUUCUUCAUGGCCCCCACCCAAACCUCCAGAUGAAGAACAAAGUCUCAAAAUUAAGGGAGAAGAGUUGAAAUCUACUGGUCUAGAAACAGAGAAACAAUACAUAGAAGGUGUUCAGCAGGACGAGUUUGAAGUGAAAUCUGAGGAGCGUGCCAAUGUCAUCCAGCAACUUGAGCAAACUAUUGAGGAUCUGAGGACCAAAAUUGCAGAACUAGAGAAACAGUUCCCUGCUGCAGAAGUACAAAGUACUGUGAAGGAGCAGGAAAAUCAGCAGACACACGCAGUCUGCAGGGACCUUAGCAGCAUGACUCUUCAUAUGAAUGAAGAGAAGACCAUACACAAGACUGCGUCACAAGCAAGAUCUGUACAAACAUCACCAACAGAGGAUUAUUUAACACACACAAUGCCUUCAGCCAAUGCACUGCCACAGCCACCAGCUCCACCACACUCAGAAAGUGGCAAAACUGAAGGGUCAACUCAGAAAUUGCCAGCUCUAGAACUACAGCCCACAUUUUGUUCUGAAAUCUCUUUAAUUCUGUCACCGAAGCUCAUCUCAGUGCCCCUGGAUGAAAGCCAAUCAGUGCAGAGUAUGCAACAAUCACCUCUUCCAGGACCCAAAGAUAAUUCAUUUCUUGCAUUUGAAGGAGAGACUGAAAUGCCAGCUUCUCUAAGUACUGUAGCUGUGACUUGUAGUGAACAUCCCCAUUCUUUGCCCCCAGAAUCCACAUGUAGCAUCCCCUCAUCACUGCCAGCCUCCCUGCCUGGAGCACAUGGUCCUUCCCUUGCCACUCCCAUGUCCAUGGCAGGUGUGCCAGCCCCACCACCCCUGCCCAGCUCAGGACUCUGUCCCUCUUCUGGUUCAGCAGUAUCACACCUGAACCACUCUUUCCCAAUUCCACCACCACCCCCUCCUCCUCCUCCUCCACCACCACCACCUUUACCUGGAGCUGGUGCUCCUCCUCCACCUCCUCUGCCUGGCUCAGGAAUACCACCCCCACCUAAACCUGGAUCAGGACUGCCACCACCUUCCCAACCUCUGCCUGGAGGGGGCAUCCCAACCCCUUCUCUACUGCCUCUGCCUGUUGCAGGUGUCCCUCCUCCACCACCUCUGCCUGGUGCAGGUGUCCCUCCUCCACCACCUCCACCACCUCUGCCUGGUGCAGGUGUUCCUCCUCCACCACCUCCACCACCUCUGCCUGGUGCAGGUGUCCCUCCUCCACCACCUCCACCAUCUCUGCCUGGUGCAGGUGUUCCUCCUCCACCACCUCUGCCUGGUGCAGGUGUUCCUCCUCCACCACCUCCACCACCUCUGCCUGGUGCAGGUGUCCCUCCUCCACCACCUCCACCACCUCUGCCUGGUGCAGGUGUCCCUCCUCCACCACCUCCACCACUUCUGCCUGGUGCAGGUGUCCCUCCUCCACCACCUCCACCACCUCUGCCUGGUGCAGGUGCCCCUCCUCCACCACCUCCACCACCUCUGCCUGGUGCAGGUGCCCCUCCUCCACCACCUCCACCACCUCUGCCUGGUGCAGGUGUCCCUCCUCCACCACCUCCACCACCUCUGCCUGGUGCAGGUGUCCCUCCUCCACCACCUCCACCACCUCUGCCUGGUGCAGGUGUCCCUCCUCCACCACCUCCACCACCUCUGCCUGGUGCAGGUGUCCCUCCUCCACCGCCUCUGCCUGGUGCAGGUGUCCCACCUCCACCACCUCCUUUGCCAGGACAGGGAAUUCCACCUCCAGCCCCACCGCCUUUGCUUGGAGGAGCACCACCUCUUCCAACACCAGCCCAAGGCAGCACAUAUCCAACAGUCCCACAGGGAUGUGGGUUUCUUCCUCCUCCAUUACCAGCUGGUUUAUUUGUGAUGGGGAUGAAUCAGGAGAAAGGGAGCAGGAAACAUGUGAUAGAACCAUCUCGGCCAAUGAAGCCUCUUUACUGGACGAGAAUUCAGCUUCACAGUAAAAGAGAUUCUAGUGCUUCACUUGUGUGGGAAAAAAUUGAAGAGCCUUCCAUAGAUUAUCAUGAGUUUGAAGAACUGUUUUCUAAAACAGCUGUUAAAGAGAGGAAGAAACCCAUUUCGGACACCAUUACAAAAACAAAGACUAAACAAGUUGUCAAGUUGUUAAGUAACAAAAGAUCUCAAGCUGUUGGAAUAUUAAUGUCUAGCCUUCACUUAGACAUGAGGGACAUUCAGCAUGCUGUUGUGAACUUGGACAACUCUAUUGUUGACCUAGAGACCCUUCAAGCCCUGUAUGAGAAUAGAGCACAAUCAGAUGAAUUAGAAAAAAUAGAAAAGCAUAGCAAGGCAUCCAAGGAAAAAGAAAACGCCAAGUCUUUGGAUAAGCCUGAACAGUUCCUUUAUGAACUUUCACUAAUUCCCAACUUUUCAGAACGUGUGUUUUGCAUCCUGUUCCAAUCAACAUUUUCAGAAAGUGUUUGUUCAAUACGUCGCAAGCUUCAGUUGUUACAGAAGCUCUGUGAGACAUUGAAAAAUGGGUCAGGAGUUAUGCAGGUCCUGGGUUUGGUUCUUGCCUUUGGAAAUUACAUGAAUGGUGGAAACAGGACACGAGGACAAGCUGAUGGGUUUGGACUAGAUAUCCUGCCAAAACUUAAAGAUGUCAAAAGCAGUGACAACAGCAGAAGUCUACUAUCUUACAUUGUCUCCUACUAUUUGCGUAAUUUUGAUGAGGAUGCUGGAAAAGAGCAGUGCAUCUUUCCUCUUCCAGACCCACAAGAUCUCUUUCAGGCUUCACAACUGAAGUUUGAUGACUUUCAAAAAGAUCUUCGCAAAAUGAAAAAAGAUUUGAGAGUAUGUGAGACAGAAGCAGCGAAAGUUUAUCAGCUAUCACUAGAGGAGCACCUCCAGCCUUUCAAAAACAGCAUGGAGCAAUUCAUUAGUCAAGCUAAAAUAGACCAAGAAAAUGAAGAGAAGUCACUGACAGAAGCACAUAAAAGCUUUUUGGAAACUGCAGCCUAUUUCUGUAUGAAACCAAAAAUGGGAGAGAAAGAGGUGUCCCCGCAUUCUUUCUUCAGUAUUUGGCAUGAAUUCAGUUCUGACUUCAAAGACUUCUGGAAAAAGGAAAACAAACUCAUUCUUCAAGAAAGAGUUAAAGAAGCAGAGGAAGUCUGCAGACAGAAAAAGGGGAAGUCACUAUACAAUAUAAGGCCAAAACAUGACUCUGGAAUUAAAGCAAAGAUAAGUAUGAAAAUCUGA